Molecule: messenger RNA, 1484 nt
Organism: Zonotrichia albicollis (white-throated sparrow)
Lineage: Eukaryota; Metazoa; Chordata; Aves; Passeriformes; Passerellidae
Source: RefSeq, a predicted model, not a curated record
GUCCUGCCAGGGAAGGGACACCAGUCACCCCGGGAGCUGAGCACCAGCAGCGCCAGGGCAGAGGAGCUCGGCUGGGUCCUGCCUGCCCCGGUGGCACCCACAGCCCCAGCACAGCCGAUGCCUCCAGGACAGCGUGCCGAGCCCCAGCCUGCAGCAUGUCCCAGCUCUCCUCCACCCUGAAGCGCUACGUGGACUCCUCGCGCUACGCCGAGAGCACCUACAGCAAAGCGCCCAGCGGCUACAGCUCCUACAGCUCCUAUGGGUCCACCCUGUCCACCGCCUACGCCGACAGCGACAAAAUCGGCUUCAAAGCCAGCUACCUGCCCUCCCCCCGCUACCACCACGCUGGGGGGCUGUCCCCCACCUCUGGCUAUGACAGCGGCCGGCUGUACCCCGACCCCAGCAUCCGCCUGGCCACCCUGCCGCCGUCGGGCACCCGCUGUGCCAGCCAGCCCUGCGAGAGGAGCGAUGAGCACUGCGAUGUGUCCGCACAGGACCCCACGAGCUCCAAGGCCGUGCAGGGGCUGACCGGCCUGCGGAACCUCGGCAACACGUGCUUCAUGAACUCCAUCCUGCAGUGCCUGAGCAACACCAAGGAGCUGCGGGAUUACUGCCUGCAGAACCAGUACCUGCGGGACCUCAACAACAACAGCCGCAUGCGCACGGCGCUCAUGUCAGAGUUUGCAAAGCUGAUUCAGCUGCUCUGGACCUCGUCCCCCAACGAGAGCGUGAGCCCCUCCGAGUUCAAGACGCAGAUCCAGAGAUACGCCCCACGCUUCGUCGGCUACAACCAGCAGGAUGCACAGGAGUUCCUGCGGUUCCUGCUGGACGGGCUGCACAGCGAGGUGAACCGCGUGCUGGUGCGGCCCCGGGCCAGCACCGACACCCUGGAUCACCUCCCUGACGACGAGAAGAGCCGGCAGAUGUGGAGGAGGUACCAGGAGAGGGAGGACAGCCGCAUCAGCGACCUCUUCGUUGGGCAGCUGAAGAGCUCUCUGACCUGCAGCGAGUGCGGCUACUGCUCCACAGCCUUCGACCCCUUCUGGGACCUGUCCCUGCCCAUCCCCAAGAAAGGCUACGGGGAGGUGACGCUCAUGGAUUGCCUCCGGCUCUUCACCAAAGAGGACGUGCUGGAUGGGGACGAGAAACCGACGUGUUGUCGCUGCAAAGCCAGGACAAGGUGCACAAAAAAAUUCAGCAUCCAGAAGUUCCCCAAGAUCCUGGUGCUUCACCUGAAGCGCUUCUCCGAGUCCAGGAUACGAAGCAGCAAACUCACCACCUUCGUCAACUUCCCGCUGAAGGACCUGGACCUGCGGGAAUUCGCCUCGCAGAGCUGCAACCACGCCGUUUACAACCUCUACGCCGUCUCCAACCACUCGGGCACCACCAUGGGGGGACACUACACAGCCUACUGCAAGAGCCCCGUGUCCAGCGAGUGGCACACCUUCAACGACUCCCGCGUCACCCCAAUGUCCUCGNUGGAU